Messenger RNA from Ostrinia furnacalis (Asian corn borer), 5570 nucleotides. It is a transcript of the gene Meltrin, whose product is annotated as disintegrin and metalloproteinase domain-containing protein meltrin. The transcript is spliced from 17 exons. Gene Ontology annotation, molecular function: metalloendopeptidase activity. Lineage: Eukaryota; Metazoa; Arthropoda; Insecta; Lepidoptera; Crambidae. Bases 143 to 4816 code for a protein of 1557 amino acids. Gene Ontology annotation, biological process: membrane protein ectodomain proteolysis. The record is from RefSeq and is a predicted model, not a curated record.
CUGACACAUUUGACAAUGGUUUGCUUGGAUUGUCGGACGGAUGAACGAUGUGCUGUGCCUUUAUUUUAUUGAAACAGUUUUAUUUUCACUAAAAAUUUAUGUUUAGUGCUAAUAAAUUAAACUUGACAGUGCGAGUGUAAUAAUGUCACAAAGUUAUGGUGUGAAAAUGUGUGAUAUUUCUAUGGUGCGAUGUAUUUAUGUUGUGUGCCUGUUAUUUUUAUUUGCACUAACAAAGGACGGCGUCGCAGCGAAGAGUAGUCCAAGCACAGAGUUCAGUCGGCAUAGGAUAGUUCAGCCGAUUGUACAUCAUGGUAGAACAAAACGAGAAAUUUCCACGACUCGUGAUACGAGCGGUGCACAUCACUCCGACGUCAGCAUACGGGUCCAGAUCAAAGAGGGCGUGGAGUAUAUUCUAGAUCUGCGGUUGAACGAGGACCUUAUUCCCGACGACCAUGUAGUCCGGUACCAGAAGAACGGGAAGACAAUUGUUCACAAACCUAAGAAGAAGGACAUAGAUCUAUGUCAGUACACCGGCACAGUGCGAGGCAAGCCGCACUCAAGAGUAGCAGUUUCCACCUGCCGAGGGCUGAGGGGUGUCAUCUCUGAUGGGGACAAUAUUUAUUACAUCCAGCCUGAGAAAGGCAAUGACAUCCAGUCUCCCCACUACUUAUUCGACCAUUCCGACUUGAAGACCAACCAUCGCUGCGGGUACGAGGGUGGCGUAACGAAGAACAAGACCUAUGACCCUCUAUUGUUAAAGAAGUACACAGAAGAGAAAAGAGCAGAACGGAGUAGGGGCAGUCGCUACAAAAGAGAAGCAGAAGACACCCAAGUAAGGGGUCCGUUCAACGCGAACAAACUGUCCCGUUAUGUUGAAUUAGUUCUGGUGUCGGACCACCGGGAAUUCCAAGCCAAUGGCGAGAGCGUAGAGACGGUUCAUCAUCAGCUCAAAGACGUGGCCAAUAUUAUCAACUCGGUGUACUCACCACUUAACAUCUUCAUCGCCCUAGUAGGGGUGGUGAUAUGGACGGAGCGCGACGAGAUCCAACUAGUGGAGAAUGGCGACGAUACGCUCAACAACUUCCUACGCUACAGGCGGUUCACGCUACUGUCCGAUAUACCGAACGACAACGCGCAUUUGAUCACCCGCCAGAAAUUCCGCGAAGGCGUAGUAGGCAAAGCCCUAAAAGGUCCCAUAUGCACCUACGAGUUUUCCGGCGGGGUCGCCACCAACCACUCAGAAGUCAUCGGCCUGGUAGCCACGACGAUAGCCCACGAAAUGGGCCACAACUUCGGGAUGGAGCACGAUACGGAACAAGACUGCGAGUGUCCCGAUGAUAAGUGUAUUAUGAGCCCGUCCAGUACGUCUGUUAUGCCGAUACACUGGUCGUCUUGCAGUUUGAAGUCGUUGGCGUUAGCGUUUGAGAGAGGAAUGGAUUAUUGCUUGCGCAACAAGCCGAAGCGUCUGUUCGACUCGCCGACUUGCGGCAAUGGAUUCGUAGAGCCGGGCGAGCAAUGCGACUGUGGGUUACGGGCGCCGGCCGCAUGUCGCGCUUGCUGCGACGAUUCUUGCAUGCUACGGAGCAACGCUACGUGUGCUACGGGCGCGUGUUGUGACCUCGAGACGUGUCGUCCCAAAUCGGCGGGGACGGUGUGCCGCGCAGCAGAAAGGGAAUGCGACUUAGCGGAAUACUGCACGGGACACUCGGAGUUCUGUCCCGCUGACGUGUUCAAGAUGGACUCCACGCCUUGCGGGAACGAACAGGCAUACUGCGUGCGAGGAUCCUGUAGAUCUCACACGGACCAGUGCAGACUCCUGUGGGGUACAACGGGAGAGAAUUCGCACGAGAAGUGUUACACCAGAAACAACGUUAAUGGGACCAAGAACGGAAACUGCGGCUACCUGCGUACGCGGCAAGUCUUCCGCGCCUGCGCCGAGCAAGACGCGCUGUGCGGAAUGUUGCAUUGUCGACACCUCAACGAGCGAUUAGAAUUUGGCAUGGAAUCCGUAGCUCAGUUACAUGCAGUCUUUAUCAAUAAUAAUGGCAAAAUAAUUCCGUGUCGCACUGCCAUCAUAGAUCUGGGGCUCAGCGAUGUGGACCCCGGUAUGGUGCCGGACGGUGCCAAGUGCGGGGACGAUAAGAUGUGCCUGAACCAAAAGUGUGUUAGCGUUCAAUCAGUAAGAGACUCGCUAGCGGCGCGCGACGGCACCGUCUGUCCAUCCAACUGCUCGGGCCACGGCGUCUGCAACUCCGAAGGCCACUGCCAUUGUGAGCCCGGUUUCGCGCCGCCUCUCUGCAUGCUGCCUGGUCCGGGAGGCUCCUACGAUUCGGGCCCAGCUACCGAUCCUAGCCUGCAAAGAAACUUCAUGGUGGCGAUGUACAUCAUAUUCCUCGGCAUCAUCCCGCUGAUACUUCUAGUGCUGUUCCUGCUAUACUACUCGCGACGGAACGUUCUGUUCUGGCAGCAGAAACCGAGGAAAUCGGUCCAGUCUCCCAAAAAGGCGAGUCUCCAACAACGGCUGUCUCGUAGCGCUAGCAAGUUCGCUUCCAACUUCCACAAUAAUUCGCCUCAUGCGCCGCAACCAGCCGUCCACACUGUUGCCAACCCUGACGAUAUGAGCUCCAGUCUCCUACGCUGUGAUAGUGAUCGCAGCCCUGCUGGAAACCUCAACCCGUCGGUCAACUUCUUCGGAAACUUCAAAGGGUUCUCUCUAACUCCCAUAGACAAAAACCCAGCUGAGACAGAAAAACCGGUCGAAGCGAAAAGCGCGAAAAUCACCCCAGUACAUAGAAGCGGCAGUAAUAGCCAAAAUUUAAACCACGGCGUGCUAAAACCGGUUCUGCGAACAGCACCUCCCUUGCCCGUUAUACCUACAACAGCUACUAAUAAAUCUAGUCCGACGGUGAAAAGAACGAAUAGCACAGUCCAGAACAAAUUAAAACACUUCAUGGCGCCUGAAAAGGCUGAAGAAACAUCCCAGCAGACUAAUCCACCGCCUCGCCCGGUCAUAUCCAGCCCGAUUCUGGAAGCGUCUACAUGCACUGCUAAGGAACUCAUCUCACCACUACAAGGAUCCAAAACCUUAGGUCCAACUAGAGCUGCCCCAACUAUUCCUCCCACGUCCCCUGCAUUACCCAAAAGACCACUCAGUAUGCACUCCGGGACUGUCCCCCAAAAACCUUUACCAGAAGAACCAAAAAAAGUCAAAGAGGGUAUAUCGCUCAAUCGAAUAACCUCCUUCCUGAAACCCGACAAGCCGAAAGAAAAAGAACGUAACCCAGUCGAGCGAAGCCACUCGCUUCCCAAAAAUCCGAACCACCAAAUCAAAAUCGCCAAAAACGUCGACAAAACCGCACUGAGAAACCUGCAGAUAUCGAACCCGAUUCUGCAGAAGGAAAUAGACUUGCCAGUGAAUACAGUGCCGGUGGUCUCCGAUUCUGAGGACGGGGAUGAUAAUAAGGCGUUUGUGAAUAGAGCUCAGAGUAUGCGUGCGCCGGCGUCUCAGAAACCAGCUAUUCAGAGCUUUGGGUCUAUGAGGCAAGCGCCUGGUGUGCCCAGGCCAUUGUCCAUGGUUGGAAGACCUACUGCCCCACCCCCGCCGGCGCCACCAUUGAACAACGAAAGCUCCAUUUACCAAAACCCUAAGCCAGUCAACGAAACAAAAUCCGUCGACUACGUAGACUGCAUCGAAGAGAAGCAAGCACCCCUCGCGCAUAUAGAUGAGGAAUCAGGAGAUAACAUCUACGCCAUCAUCGAAGAAAGUCCAGAAAAACAUUCGAAACCACUGCCGGGAGUUCCCCCACCACCGACUAAAACGCUCCCGCAACCGCCACCAGAAGGUUACAUAGCUCCAAAGCCAAUUCCCUCGAAUUCGGGAAGCACGGACAGCAUGGGACUCCUAGGAGAGAUAGUCAAUGAAAUACAAAACCGUAAUUUCGACUCCAUAUACUCCGCGUCGACGCUUUCGAGAAAAAAGGGCAAAAAGGAGCAGGACACAGAGAAAAGAGACAGCACAUACACAAACGCUGACAAUUAUAGAGCUUCAGAGAGUGUGUACAGUAAUUCAGGGGCGAAAUCAAACGCUUCUACAACCAGUAGCGGAUAUUUACACCCUUCGGCGGUCAAUGUGCCGACGUACCUGAACAAAGACAGCGAAACGAAAGAACCGGAGAAGGCGCCUCCAUCUCCCACGUCUAAAGUGAACUCAAAAAUACCAACCUUCGCACGUCAGGUGACGCCGCCCGGCCUGCGAACCACCACGUUCAGAAACGUGCCGCAGUCGCCGAAAGCGACCAAGAAUUUGAACGCGAACCAAAAGAUAUCGAACAGUCCCGAUGUCGUAUCCAGCUGCUCAGUCGCAGACACUAAAAAUGUCAAAGCGCCAGACGUUAUAAACAACAACAAAUUGCCUAACGACACGAAAGUGACAACUAAACCCUCAGUGGUCGCCAAACCCAACGACAAUAGGCCGCCUCUGCGACCAGCGCCCACGGUGGAUAAGAAACCUACAACGAAACCCGCCCCUGUGUUGAAACCUGUAAAUUCGUCAUCUAACCUAAACAAAAACGACAAAAACCAGCCAGUUUACAGGGUCGGUUCCAAAGUGGACAUGAACGUGAAAGCUAUCGCAGACAAUUUAAACAAAAACAAACCUAAAGUCGUGCCCAAACCGACGACAUUAGUACAGAGGUCAGAUUCAGGGAAGGCUACGGCUCCCAAACUGUCCGCCAAACCCUCUAACGUAGCAAGUUUACAACAGAAAUUCGAAAAUAGAAAAUCGCUGGGAAAAGAAAUUACGACUGCAAAGAAAUAGUUAAUUAGCAAAUUGACGAUUUAAUCGAGGAAUUAAACCUUUGACCGAAUGAAUCGGCCAUUUGAACCUACAGACUGUAGAAACUAAACUCGUCGCAUCGAUUAGUUUAAUUUCAAUAAAAUAUGAUGCAACGAGUACAAACACCAUUUUGCAAGAAGGAUAUUGAAGGUAUAAAUUUCUCUAGUCGAUAACUAUUAUUAAAGCCAUUUGAAUAUAUUAUGGGCUAUGUAUGGUCAUAGUAGCUUACUAACUUGGCAAUGAUCGAACUCAAUUUUGAAACCCUCUAAGGGCGAUAAAUGAACUAUGAAACGGUAUAUUUUUGUAACUAUAUCAGUUAUUGCAUUUCACUAUAUUUCGCUAGUAAUAAAAGAAGUGUUCAUGUGUUAAUAUGGUUAGAAUUUUAUUAAAUGUAGUCAUAAUAAUAGAGAAAUAAUAACUAAGGUGUGGAGUGUAUUUUUAUAUAGCCAUUAAUUUUGUCUGAAGCAAAAACGGAUUAACUACUACUUAAAUAGUUAAGUUUAUUUGCUACUAUUGUGGUUUUUGCUCAACGAACAAGACAAAAUGAUUUUGCAAUUUGAAUCUCUCAUUUGCUGUUUUGUGAGAAAAUGACGAAAUUCAGCGAUUUAUUAUAAGUGCUGGUAAAUACAACCUGGGCGAGUUAACUGCACACCUAGCGGCCAUGACGUCACAGCGACGCUCUGGUAUGGACAGGGCAAUUGCGGGGAGUUGUGAUGUGCAUGUGGAUUGAGUGAUC